ACGAUCCCUUCCCUAGUUUUAGCCAACUUUGUGCUGACGAUUCGUUAGUGGAGUUAUUUGUAAGGUUGAUCUGGACUAAUCACCGAUUUUUGCUGCGGGUAUCGCAGCUAAUGCAGUACCAACGUUGAUCAACACAACGAUAUAAAGACCAAGUGAAAUGAACAUCAGUAAAUCAAACUUGGGAUGCAGAAACUUUCUCAAUAUAAUAUGCUGCAGGAAGCAACGCUCAACGGUGGUACCAGUUGCAGCUCCUGUUCCAAGAGUCAACUUUAUAGAUGUCGCAGAAGCUCCGGCGAAUCCGUUUUACUUUAUAGAAGAAAUCAACCCACGCAAAGAUUUUGUACAUUAUAAACGAAUUAGUGAGCGCUUCGCAAGUUCUGGAAUACGGUUCAGCAAAAUUGAAAAGAUUGAAAUUAUUGAGAACGAGAAGUUACAUCUGGAAUUUUGCAAAUCCAAGAGCGCAUGUGAACGAUACCAUGGUAACCAUGAUGUCACAACAAUGCUUUUUCACGGAACACGACAAGAAAACGUUGACGGUAUAUGCAAAAACGGAUAUCUUGUUAGACUAGCAGGAACAUUAAAUGGAGCAUUAUAUGGAGACGGAAUCUACUUUGCUACAGACUCUCAACUUGCACGGAAUUACACAGGCAGUGCAGGGGUGCGGAAAAUGUUUCUGGCUGAAGUUAUCACGGGAAGAUACACGAUUGGGAAACAGGGAAUGACCCACACUCCUCCGGAUAUCAGAGGCCAACCGUAUGACAGCGCUGUGGACAGUUUGAAAAACCCUAGAAUAUUUGUCGUUUUUCUGGAUUCUUGCGCUUAUCCGAAAUAUCUUAUCACUUACACAACUGAUGAAGCGUUUUAA
This is a messenger RNA of Styela clava, 865 nucleotides long. RefSeq names its product protein mono-ADP-ribosyltransferase TIPARP-like. Gene Ontology annotation, cellular component: nucleus. NCBI's taxonomy places the organism in Eukaryota, Metazoa, Chordata, Ascidiacea, Stolidobranchia, Styelidae. The record is from RefSeq and is a predicted model, not a curated record. Gene Ontology annotation, molecular function: NAD+ poly-ADP-ribosyltransferase activity.